AUGAAGAGCGCGGUUGCGAAAUUCAGCAGUUAUGCCGCAACUCGGGCUACGCGACCGUUGUCAAUUCGUUCCUUCAUGACAACCGCUAAAUUAUCUGCAGCAACGCCGCCGCCACGAGCAUCGGAAAAUGGAGCGAUCAAUCCAAGAUGGCUGUCAGAGUUACAGCACCGAUUGAAAAAAUCCCUUUCCCUUCAACUUGCACCUGAGAAAGCCGAAACUGUGAAAGAUCGACUUGCGUACCUGGACAAGAACUGGCUUAUGCUUUCUGCUGGUCGAGAAGGGUUCUUGGCCGAGCCUGAGAGGAGAGGAGUUGAUGGCCACGCGAUACAGUGGGGAGAUAUGGUGAGAAUGUGCUAUUCGUCCGAUGAUGUGUUAUCCGAGAGCAGUACUGACUUGGUUCUCGUUAUUCGACAUGUCAAUAACGUCAUCUACAACCGGUUUGCCGAAUCUGGCCGUGUCAACUGGACACGAAAGCUUGCUCAGUUCACAGACCCCAAGUACGAGCAGGAAUGGUUUGAUCUUAUGACACCAAAAGGCAUCGGCCUCAUACUAGCAAGUAUUAGAACAGACUUUAAAUUCCCCAUGACUUUCCCGGAUCGCAUCACAGUUUUGCACAAACUCGUCACAAAGCCAGAUUAUAGCUCCGAUCGCUUCUACCUGGACGUUGUCGUGUAUUCAGAGCAGCAAAGGCGGCCGGCAGCCAAGUGCUUUGAGGACAUUGUGGUGUACGAUUACAAGGCUGCGAAAAAGGCUCCUUUAAAACCGUUCAUGGUUGAUGAGUUGCGAGCGACGUUUGACCUGCAAGAGCUGCGAAAACAAGAUACUGAAAAGAAGAUAGCUGAGCUACAUGAGUUUCUUGAGCAAGUGGAGGGUAGCGCUGGUACAGUGCAGUAA
This is a messenger RNA of Trichoderma gamsii, 894 nucleotides long. RefSeq lists its product as hypothetical. The transcript has 3 exons. The record is from RefSeq and is a predicted model, not a curated record. Bases 1 to 894 code for a protein of 297 amino acids. NCBI's taxonomy places the organism in Eukaryota, Fungi, Ascomycota, Sordariomycetes, Hypocreales, Hypocreaceae. Gene Ontology annotation, molecular function: fatty acyl-CoA hydrolase activity.